Lymnaea stagnalis (great pond snail) is the source of this 5239-nucleotide messenger RNA. NCBI's taxonomy places the organism in Eukaryota, Metazoa, Mollusca, Gastropoda, Lymnaeidae. The record is from the annotation of a GenBank genome assembly.
UGUCUUUUUUGUCAUCGAACGCAGCCUUCAUUUUGUCAUUAUUGCAUUUUUAUUGUUCCAUGCACAUAUAAUAAAAUAUUAUUUUAUUAAUAUUAUUAUUUUUAAAAAUAUUAUUAAUAAUAUAGCAGCCUACCCUAAAUUUCGACAUUAGAAAUAAACAUAAUAUAUACUCAAUAUUAGCUCUGACUCUGUGCAUUCAGCGUUCUUAUAGGCCUACUUAUUGCUUUUCUACUUUCUUUCUAGUGUUCCUUGGGUUGGGAUCUCAGCUUACAGACUUCACCUGAAAUUUGCAUCAGUAUCAUGAGUGUGUCAGAGAUUCCAGGAAAGCACAUUGCUCUGUCUGUCUUUGUAUUGAAAAAUUGCAGAGAGUUCAAACUAUUUCCAAAUGAAAGGACUACAUUACUUUCCCAAGCAGAUGAUCUUCAGAUUUUACAGUAUUGUUUAGCUAGUUACAAUAAAAAGGUGAAUUGAAAAUUAUUAUUCAAUAAAUAUUUUAUGGACUAUUUUUAUUCAUAGAAAACCAACUUUUUAAUCCAGAAAAGCAUGGCUUUAAAAAAUAAUAUUUUUUUUUUUUACAGAUUUAUCGAAUUCAAUUAACUUUCUAAGGUUCUAUUAAAGUUAAAGCAAGCUACCAUUUACAUCUAUAAAAAAUUCAAAAAGCAUUUCUGUUUUAAACUUGAAAAACACUAAAUAAAUAAUAAAUCAGUCCAGUUUUAAAAAGGAAAUUACCAACAAUUAAUUAGCAUUAAUAAUGGUCAAUGGGGUUUGUCAUUUCUCAGACCGGAAAAUAUCAUAGCGUUACUAUUUUUAGAAUGUCGGACAAAUAUUUCUUAAAACAUGGCAACUAAUUAGUGUGUUUCAGCAUAUUGUUCAGAUGAUCCUUGUAAUUAGAGUCAAUUUACAUGUGCCAUAAGCAUGAUGAAGUCCCAUUUCACAAAAUGUAUAUCCUUAAUUAUAGUAAUGGCAUUAUCAGUAAAAAAAAGUUGUGUAAAAUAUUUUGUAAAAUAUAGUUUUCCUACGUUGUAAACAAGUUUUGAUUUAGCCGCUAACAUAGUAGUACUGAACAGUGUUGACAUUUUUUCCGACCCCAGUAGCCGGGUGAUUGCAGCAGUUCUAUCAACAGAUUUCAGCCAUUAAAUGACAAGCCCUAUUACAGCUAGGCAGAUUACAUAUUGUUGCUAAUCAAUCUGUAAAAGCCUUGUCUAAACUCUAAGUCUAAGUAAAAUUUAGUUUGCUUUGAAAGGAAACUAAAAUAUAAAUUCUAUAGUGACUAAAGCCACUAAAGGGCUGGGCUAUCUGCAAAUAUAAAAAUAAGAGGGUAACUUAUCAAUGAUGUCAGAAAUAAUAAUAAGUUAAGUAUGCAAUUGAUCUAUUCUUCAUCAAUGAAUUCUUCAUUUGUGUUUAAUAAGUUCACCGCAUGUUAUAAUCGGUAGAAAAAUCCAAGAUUUUUAUUUUAAAAUUUUUCCUUUAAAAAAAAAACCUUUUGUAGUUGGAUUUGUUAGUUUAAUUUGAAAUGUUCUCUUUUUUUCAGAUGGGUAAUGAUUUUGAGGCUAUUUCUAAAGAUGUACUAGAUCUUUUAGAGGUUAUAAAGCAAUCAACCAUUCACACUAUAGAGCAAGAGAUACUCAAGUUCCAAUGCGAAUAUGAUCAAGAAAAAAAUGAUAAAAAGGGAUCACCUUUGAAUACAGAAGAAGAAAAUGCUAUAUCAAAAGAUGACCAAAUAAAUUCAGUUUCAGAAUAUAAAAACUUGUCAACAGAUAAUAUUCUAACACCUGAUUUCAGAACUUCAGUAUUAAACUUGUACUCUGAGUACAAGCAGAGUAGCAACCAUUGUUCUAUCUUGGAUGCCUAUGUAAACUUUAUUAAAUCUCUAACAAAUAAGAGUUCAGAGCUGCACUUGACAUUCAAAACUUGUGAUGACAUCCAUCAACUAAAACCUGAUAUUGAGGAUUAUUUUACAUUACAAGUAACUGAAAUGUUUUAUUUGUUUGUCUUUUGUUGUUAUUUUUUUAUUUUAAAAAGUAUAAUUUCUCUAAUUACCAAACAAUUACAAUUUAUUUACAAAUUUUUUUUACCAUUUGCUUAUUUUAAUUAGAUUUCAUUCUUAAAUAAUGCUCUGUAUUUUGUUCACUUUUAUAAUAUAUAAGCUUAAUAUGAUAAAUUCACUUCUCAGACCAAAGUUAUCCAGGUAUUAAAAAGAAUAAACAAAGCUGAGAUUUCUCACCAUGACUCUAAAAGUAAUGCAAUUGCACCACAUGAUUUGUCUCCCUGCAUUGGACAACUUACACCUACAACUCCAAGAAUUCAAAAGUCGAAUGAUGUAAACUCCACUCUUAAUUGCGGCACACCCAAAACUCCCUGUUCCCAAUCCCACAAGACUGCACUACAAAAGGUAUGAGUGCUGAUUCCUUUUUUUUAAAUGUUGAAUUUUAAUGCUCCAUAAAUUCUUAUUUUGUUAGCCAUUUUUAGCAUGUCAGAGAGUACACAUUUUAUUAAAAUUUUUAAUUGGAAAAAUUUUCAGAAACAUGUUAUUGUUCCUUCUAAAAUUGUAUAUGUGUUAAGUUAAUUGUGUCAAAUUUGUUAAGUUUUUACACAAGAUAUUGAUUGAGACAUUUUUUGAUGUGUAAAAUAAAAUCUUUAAGGUCCUAUAAGGUGAAAGGGACUAUUAAAAUUAAUUUAAUGUAAUCUUCAUUCUAAAAAUCUGCUUUAAUUUUUUUUUGGCCUACAAUAGCUGUGCCACUAAUCCUGCUUGCCUUUAAGGGAUGAAAGGCAUGAGCUGGAGAUAUCCCCUUUGCUUUUAUUUGUCUAAAUUUAGUUAAUUCCCACUUAAAUCUUUGAUAGAACUUAUUACAAACAAUUUAUGUGAACAUUGUAGUUUAUCCCUUGCCUACAACACAAACUAACUUUUGCCUGGUUUUUGCUUAUGUGAUUCCUUUAUGCAGAUUGCAAUCAACAAAAAAAUAUUUAUACAAAAAUACUCAUCUUACAUUUCAGUUGUUGGUUCAUGACAUUUUUCGGUCUUACCUUCACCUUCUUGUCAACUCUCGAAGUCAGCUCGCUCUUGCCAGGGUGUUUAACAUUCCUGAUCGAGGCCUUGACCACUUGGCAUUCACACAUCUUAAACACGAAGCUUCAGAUUUUGGACUGUCCAUGUAUCAGGUUAUGCAAAAUAAUUAUAUAUUUGAAAAAAAUUAAAUAGGUUCAGACUUGUAUAGUUUUAGAGUUUGUGCUCAGUCAUGUGUUAGUAGUAACAAUGUACUUAGUCAUGUGUUAGUAGGGACAUUGUACUUAGUCAUGUGCUAGUAGUGACAUUGUACUUGGUCAUCUGUUAGUAAAAGUAGGGACAUUGUACUUAGUCAUGUAUUAGUAGUGACUUUGUACUUAGUCAAAUCAUGUAUUAGCAGUGACAUUGUACUUAGUCAUGUAUUAGUGACAGUGGUAAAGUGAAGAAUCAAAUCAUAAUCAGAUGAUGCUUCUUGCAACAGACAUUGUCCUCCUACAUGGUCAGGAUGCAAUUGGGUGGCAGUGGAUAUGCUCCGAAGUCUGACAGUCCACUGCUGGUUUAUGUCAAGGGGCUUGGAUUGCUUCUGGAACUGACACAAAAACUUCAGACCGUCAUUGAAGAGGAGCCAAAACUUAGGUGCAGUUUGAUCAGUUAGACAUUUACUUUUCUAAAUUUAAAAAAAAAAUAGUUAGUGAAAGUGAGAGCUGUCAGUUGGGUUAGUGUGGAUUUCAAAUUGAUUAAUGAGUUAAAAUCUUUAUCCAAGAAUCCAAUAUUGGAAGUGGACGGUCAAUUGAGAAAAUUAUACAAACUUUUAUGGAGCAGGGAUAUAAUUAUAGGAAUCUAUUGCCAAGUAUGAAAUUUUGCAUUAGAAAAAUUAAUAUAGCAUUUAGCCUACCACUGGCAACACUGUUUUGUCUAUUGUGUUGGUAGUAAUGUUGGUAUAGUUUGAAAGUUAAUUCAUUUAAAGAAUUUAAGAGAUAAAAUUAAUCUGGUAGUUAAAUAGUUAAAGAUUAUAUUUUCAUCAAAGCAUACCACCCUAUAAAUUAAGAUGAAAGGAUUUUCAUAGCAAUCUCAAACAUGGAGAAUGGCUUCUUGCAAAUCUCUAGAUAGUUGUGUUAUUUUCAGAGCUGCGUGCAGAAGAGUUGUCAACAUCAUCAAGAUUAACCUGAUCCGAUGCAGCAGUGGGAAGUUUCCCAGGCAACUUGUGGAGCCCGUCUCAGAGAGUAUUUAUGAGAGUUUGGAAGAGAUCAUCAAUGAAGUUGAAGACUCAUUAAAGAAAAGUCCAGAGAAAGUAAGUGAUGGAAUUCUUUCAUUUCAGCUCCAAGUGACCACUGAUUGGUCUCUUCAUCAAAGAUCACUUACAUCAGCUUGAUCAGGGCGAAUUCUUUCCCUCAAAGAAAUUAAGGACCUAAAGAUGUAAAAAUUCAUUUGUUCCCCAUUGUCAGAAUUUAUAAGCAUGCUCUCCCGGAUAUAAAAUAACCCCUAAAUAAUCACUCUUAAGUCAAUAUUGUCACUAAUUAAACAAAGUUCCAUGGCAUACGGCGGUCAUUUAUUGCAUGAGAAUUAUUGACAGAUGUCUUGUGUUAAAUUGUUCUGGCUUAAAAAUGUUCAUCCAUGUACAUUUUAAUUUUACGAAUUUUUAUUUAUGUGCUGAAAAUGAAUAUGUACAUUGUAAAAUUGUAUUAAACAUUUUUUCAUUUAUUUGGAUCAUUAAAAUCUUAUCUAUCUUACAGUAAGAAGCUAAGAUCAGCUUGUAGAAAAUAUAUGCAAGUGCACAGCACUUCUUGUUGCAAGCUACACUGGGGCAAUUCUUCAUUUUUGACUGUUGUAGUGCUUUACGCAGAUAAUUGUCAGUUUUCAAGGUCACCUCUAUUAUUUAUAACUAGCAUUUCUCAGAUUUCUUUGCUUCAUUCAAGUGUUGUUCAUAGAGGUCAAAGCUUUUAAGAUAGUUUAUCAAACAUGCAGCCUCAAAUUGCAAUCCAGAGUCAAGUAAAAAUGAUAAAUUUUGAAAGUGGAUUACAAAUUACAGUAAUAUUGAAAAAAUUAAGUUGUUUAACUUUUAUUUCACCAAACAACAUUGGCAACUGAGGGACCAAAGAGGACUAACAGUUUUCACAGAAAUCUUUCAAUUCCAGACAACCAACAGGGGCAGCACAUUACUGGGGCUACUCUGCGUGCAGGUCAUUCAUUAUUUCCUGGAUCGAUCUUCACUUAGCCCAACUGAGCUUGACCUGC